CUCAGUGACUGUGAGUCAGUGUUGGGUCUGAAAGCAGGAUGGCUGCAGCAAAGGUUGCAUUGUUGCUGCUGUUAGCAGCGAUCGGCUGCAAUGCAGCACCGGCUCCAGAGGCGUGCCAGCGUCUGGCCAAACGGCUGCCCACCAAAAAUCUGCAUGAGAUUUUCGGUGAAUGGGUUCUGGUCUGGUCCGUCUCUGACUUCCACGUUGGCCAAGAUUUACUGAGGAACUUGACCAGCUCCCACGUUGAGUUCAAACUCCAUGCUGACAACAAAACAAUCGAGUACAACGAGAAGAACACAUUCUCCAAUUCCUGCACCUCCUACUUUAUCAACUUGACGGCUCCCUCUGACGACGCUGAACACCACACAUGGACGAUUCAUUCAAUCAGAUUGGAGAAGAACGGAGUGGAGGUCGAAUAUAACGACACCGGGGAUGUUGAAUUCUACGAGAGCUGCGACGACUGUUUGCUGAUGACCUACAAAAGCUCACGAAUGAAAUUCCUGCUUAGCUACAGGAAGGAGGGUUCGCACCGGGAUGUGGAGCAACACAAAGUCGCCCACGAUGACAAUAAGAAACUGGCCGAGUGUCUGGGAGUCCCACAUGACAAACCAUUCAUCUACGACGGAGUGACAGAUUUCUGCCACAAGAAGUCCGCUCCAGAAUCAAAUGCCGGCCAGUGUAUACAAGAAUCAAUAAAAACACCAAACCAGGUCCUGACACUUUCAGGAUACAAACAGGAAGCAAUAAAAUCUGAGAUGAGUAAAUUUUACCUUUGGCCAGUUCAGGCCCAGAACCAGUAUAAACCAAACGGUCGUUUUCCAGUUAGUUCCUCCCCUGACAGAGUGCGGUGCGUUUGUGUUUUUAUUCAAUCUCAGAUCAGGAUGACUGUAGCAAAGGUUGCAUUGCUGCUGCUGCUAGCCGUGAUCGGCUCCACUGCAGCUCCGUCUGCAGAAGAGUGUCAGGUUGUGACCAAACGGCUGCCCAGAGAAGAUCUGCACAAGAAUAACGGUGACUGGGUUCUGGUCUGGUCCGUGUCUGACAAUGAGUUCAUCCAGUUCAUGCUGGAACGAAUCUCCACCUCUCACCUGGAGUUCCAGCUGCAGCCUGACAACACAACAGUCAAGUUAACCGUGAGGAACAUUUACCUUCAUGACAGCUCCUGCACUGUCUACUUCAUCAACAUAACGGUUCCCACAGACAAUGCUGAAAACAGCACUGUACAUAAGAGAAUGGAGAAGUACGGAGACGUGGUGGAGCAAACUGUGACUGCUGACGUGAUUUUCUAUGAAACCUGCUCCGACUGCAUGUUGCUGACCUACCAAACAAGAAAGUACCGACUGCUGUUCAGCUACAAGAAGGAAGGUUCCCACCGGGACAUGGAGCCGAAUAAAGCAGCCAAUAAUGAUAGAAAACUGGCUGAAUGUCUGGGAUUCCCUGUUGAAAAGCAGUACUAUUACGACGGAGUUGCAGAUAUCUGUCCCAAGGAAUCCGCUCCAGAACAGCCCUGAGUGGAAACGAGGAGAAAUCAACUUCAGGAAGACUUUAAAGAUUAAUUAAAUGCAUAAAAACAGU
This is a messenger RNA of Poecilia reticulata (guppy), 1572 nucleotides long. The record is from RefSeq and is a predicted model, not a curated record. NCBI's taxonomy places the organism in Eukaryota, Metazoa, Chordata, Actinopteri, Cyprinodontiformes, Poeciliidae.